Messenger RNA from Sciurus carolinensis (gray squirrel), 2238 nucleotides. It is a transcript of the gene Dynlt3, whose product is annotated as dynein light chain Tctex-type 3. Bases 88 to 438 code for a protein of 116 amino acids. The record is from RefSeq and is a predicted model, not a curated record. Gene Ontology annotation, biological process: microtubule-based movement. Gene Ontology annotation, cellular component: kinetochore; cytoplasmic dynein complex; cytoplasm. NCBI's taxonomy places the organism in Eukaryota, Metazoa, Chordata, Mammalia, Rodentia, Sciuridae. Gene Ontology annotation, molecular function: dynein intermediate chain binding. The transcript has 5 exons.
CGGGGGCGGGGCCUCCCAGGAGGCCAGUGCGCGGCCGCGGAGUUAGACCCACGCGUCGCUCCACCCCCGGGGAGAGUCGGCGCCACCAUGGAGGAGUACCACCGCCACUGCGAUGAGGUUGGUUUCAAUGCUGAUGAAGCCCACAAUAUCGUCAAAGAGUGUGUGGAUGGGGUCUUAGGAGGUGAGGACUAUAAUCAGAACAACAUCAACCAGUGGACUGCAAGCAUAGUGGAGCAAUCCCUAACACAUUUGGUUAAGCUGGGAAAGGCUUAUAAAUACAUUGUGACCUGUGCAGUGGUCCAGAGGAGUGCAUAUGGCUUUCACACGGCCAGCUCAUGUUUUUGGGAUACCACAUCUGAUGGAACCUGUACUGUAAGAUGGGAGAACCGAACCAUGAACUGCAUUGUCAAUGUUUUUGCGAUUGCAAUUGUCCUUUAACCAGCUAAAAAUGUUGGGCUAAAGCCAUUCACUUAAGAAUUUGUCAGCCUAUCCUUUCUAAACAAGAGUAAUAGUUACUUAUUCAUGUGCUAGAUACAAGUGUGCAAUAUGCUUCCAAGCUAUCAACAAAAACUGAGUAUUAUAAGCAAGCAGUCUCAUUAUAAGUUGGCAGAUUAUCUUAUACUCCAUACAGCAUCAUUGACAUAGGAAAAAUUGAAUGUUAGCAAAAAGUAAAUGCAGAAAUAUGGCAUGACAUCAAAAAUAUAAUCUUAUACUUACACCAGCUUUUCACUAACAUUAUUAUGUAUCUUUCAGCUAGAGUACUUAACAGGGAUAAAUAUUUGAGCAAAAAAGCUACAAGGAUGAAUGUAGAAAAGAAAUGAAUUAGCUAACACCUCUUAGUUCUUUAUUUCUUCCCCUUGCUUAGUUGUACAUAAUAUUUAAUGGAAGAUAGUUUGGCUCUUUUUUUUCCUAUCAACUAAUGUUAUAUUAGCAAUUAUGAUUUACCUGUCUACUUUUUCUGAGAACUGGUGAAUCCAUUUUUUUAAUUUCAAUUUCCUGGAUUUACACUAAAGGUUGAAAUCAAUCUGAUAACCUGAAUUUCCUAGUUAAGCAAAAUUAGGAACAGCAUAUGAGGAACAGCAUAUGACUCAGACAGUUGCCUUACAAUCUACUCUUUCCAUGUAGAACAAGCAUUUACUGCAUGCCUGUUAGUAGCUUAUUUCUCUACUGGGCAUUACACUUACCAAUGUGCUGUUCACAUGCAAAGUUUUUUUGGCAGCUGUUCAGUGGGAAAAGUAGCAUUUGUUUGGGGAUGAAAAAAAAAAAAGAGUUGUUUUAAAAGAGGAGAGAAAACCAAGGUUGGUUACCCAUGUGGAAGUAAGCAAAAUGCAAAGCACUUAUUGGUGACAGAAUUAUAGAUGUCAUUUUAAGAGUUGCUCCUAGCAAAUUAAAAAUGCUUAGAAUAUGCAACUCUUUGUUAAAGGCCUUAUUAGUAGUCUUAACUAUACAAGUAGUAAAUUUUAUCAUUGCUUUAGUUACAAAUAUCUGUAAAUAGUUUUAAAUACUUAUUAUGUAGGAUAUGAAUUGAGAGAAGUAAAGUACAAAUUAAAAUUAUACAAUCAUUAGCAGGUUAUCUAAUAUCUCAGGGCUUAUGACGUAUAGUUAAAAUGAAAGAAGAAUUAGGGUACACAGCUGGCCACCAAAUGCGAAGUCAAUCUGCUAUUUAACCUUGAAAAUAAACUCAAUUUUGCAUAUUAUCACUAACACUAAUACAUAGAGACUGGAGUCAUGAUUCAGUGACUUUUUAGGGAAAAGAAAAGUUUAGCAUUAAGGUGGUAUUCUUCUAGGAAUACUAAGGCAAUAUUCUUCUGGGAAUGCUUUGUGCAUGGUUGAUAUUUUGCUGAAUAACUUCAAUGUUUUAGAAGAAGCUUAAGAAAAUACAAGGAUAAGGGCUAGGAAGGAGUACAGCUCAGUGGUAGAGCACUUACCUAGCAUGUGCAAGAACCUGGGUUCCAUCCCCAGCACCACAAAAAAGUACAAGGAUAGAGUUUAAUGCAGUAACCUGUGUUUUUGGCAAUCAAAAAUUCUCAGUCAUUACCUUUGUGUUACAUUAUGCUGCUGGCUUUUGUGCCCCUGAAGAUUAUAAUAGUGACCAAAAUAUCUGUGCACUUAAGGAUUGUUUUUGAUUGUUGUUGUUGAAGCCUGGUUUCAAAAAAACAAAUCAAAUUAUACCUCGUGAUCUUGCUAUCUGCUCUAUUUCUAGUUAAAGUGUAAUAAAGAUUAUCUUCCUGUGCUAUA